This is a messenger RNA of Bicyclus anynana (squinting bush brown), 4893 nucleotides long. RefSeq lists its product as uncharacterized. The coding region runs from base 75 to 4580 and encodes 1501 amino acids. The transcript has 12 exons. Lineage: Eukaryota; Metazoa; Arthropoda; Insecta; Lepidoptera; Nymphalidae. Gene Ontology annotation, cellular component: nucleus; cytoplasm. Gene Ontology annotation, biological process: mitotic cell cycle; intracellular signal transduction; protein phosphorylation. The record is from RefSeq and is a predicted model, not a curated record. Gene Ontology annotation, molecular function: ATP binding; histone H3T3 kinase activity.
UUUGAAAAACGUUUGUUUUUGAAAGUUGCGGAAACCAAAAAAAUAAAUAAACCAAGUUUUCCAAUUAAUUAAUUAUGAAAAGAACGUAUAGAUCUAAAAAAGAAACCGGCGGUGGUUUAGAUCCUCGUGAUGUUGUACUUGCAUUGGAUGAAAAGGCUUCGGCCUUUGAUGCUUUCUAUAUACAAAAUAUUAAACAAACUAAGCGAGAAAUGUCUAUCGGAGCUUCGAUGUUUGCUGCAUCGAAUAAAGUUCGUAAAAGGAAAUAUGUUAAACGGCUAAAGGACCAGGAACCUAUCAGGGAGGCUAGAGAAUCCACGUCGACAUCUGCCUAUUUAACUCCGGACAAAUCUUUAAGAUUAAAAAGAGCUUUGGAUCCGUUUGAUAUGCUUCUGAAUUCGCCGUCAAGUAAAGUAUCUUCACAACCAGUGUUUAGUCCGAUGUAUGCCAAAAGGAAAGGCAAGUCAUACAGAAAGAAGGCAUCAAACAAGAAAAAGUACAACUAUAAUACCAGUGAAUCAGAUUCAGAAAAAGAAACUCACCAAAGCAUUAGUGAUGUAACACAUGAUGCAUCAAAUGUCCUCAGUUAUAAAUUGGAUAUUGUAGAGGAAAAGGUUAUGCCAGCAGUCAUAAAUGAUUCUAUUAAUGAUAUUAAAAUUGAAGAUUUAUCUUUAUUAAAAAAUACAGUUAGUCCUUUGUCAAUGGAUCUGAAAGAUAAAUUUAAUACCUCAUUUGUGAAAUCUCCUUUAUGUAGUACUCCAUUUAAUAAAAAAUAUAGAGGCAAAUCUAUUUACAAAUUUUCACCUAUAUCACUAAGUAUUGAUGAUAGUGAAUAUGGUACAACUACAACUGAGUUUCAGAAAAGUUGCAAUAACCAAGAAGAUGAUAGAAUAUAUAAAAUUGUUCAAAAUACAACAUCAAUUGUAUCACAUGAGAACAAUGUUAGUGAUUCUCCAGUAUUGCAGACUAAAGAUGUAAUUAAUAAAACUAAGCUAAAAGAUGUAGAAACAUUUAAGCGCUAUCACCAUCUACUGGCAUGUAAGAAUAUAUCCCAACUAGAAAAAAGUACAGAAGAGCCUCUUCUAGGUUUCUCAAACGCAAUAAGCUCAGAAAAUAUAUUCAUGCAAGCAAUCAGAAAGAGAUAUAAAGAAAUCACAGAAGACACUCACAAUGAUGUACAAAAAAGCCAGCCAUCCAGUUUCUCGGGUGAUUUGGGCAUUGUAAAAAAUUGUCAUGGUUCAUAUUCAAGUAAUUCUAAUGAUGAUGAUUCAACAACAGACAAUUUUAAGGCUAAAAAUAAUCAUCACGAAAUUAAUAAAAGCCAAAACAAUAUUAAUCUAGAAGUCUCAAUAGAUCAAUAUAACGAAGAAAAAUAUAAUAAUGAAAAUGAAUCUAUUCAUAAAACAACAAGUCAUAUAUCUUUAAAAGAAAACAGCAUGGAUCCAAAUAAACAAGUAAAUACUUUGGGAUUUAGUCAAAUAAUUAGUGGUAUCGGAAACGAAAUUAGCAUAAAUGAACAUUAUCUUUUAGAACAAAGUGAGACUUAUACUGAUAAAAAUAGUGUAAUAGAAAAUGAGAAUAGUUUAGUAUCAAGUCCACAUCGGAAGGAAUGUGAUGUUUAUGAAAAUCAACUUAAUGCAAAUGAAGAAAGUACUUCAGAAUUAAGUCAUAUAUAUUUAGAACAAAAUAGCAAUAUAUGUAGUGAAAAAGAUAGUAUUGUUGAAAAUAGUAAUUGUUUAACACCACAACAUUUGAAGGAAAGUAAUACUGAAGAAAAUCAACUUCAUUUAAAUGAAGAAAGUAUUUCAGAAUUAAGUUAUAUAUAUUCAGAACAAAAUAGCACUAUAAGUAGUGAAAAAAAUAUUAUCGUUGAAAUCGAUAAUAGCUUAGCAUCAGGCCCACCACUUUUGAUGGAAAGUUAUACUGAAGAAAGUCAACUUCAUUUAAAUAAAGAAAGUAUUUCAGAAUUAAGUCAUACAUAUUCGGAGCGAAAUAGCUCUAUAAAUAGUGAUUAUAGUUCAAAGGCAGAUUCAAGUACGUCAGGCAACAGUGACUCUCAUUAUGAAUCUUGUAAUAGUGAAUGUGAAAUCUCAGAGAUUAAAACAAAUAAAAAAGAACUUGUAGUUGAACUAGAGAGACUUAAUGAGUCAUUAAUAAGUAAAUAUUACACAAAUAAGAAUGAUUCGAUAAAUGGUGCAUUAGAAACUGAAAAUAUGAAAGAUGCGUUGUACUGCGGUGAGAUUAGUAGUAAUAGUUGUUCUAACGAUAAUGAACGAGAAAGCACUACAAGUAACGAAGAAUGUGAUGUUUCACAAGAGUCAUCCAAUGCUGAUAAAGAUGUAGCUUCUAUUGAUGAAAACAAUAAAUCUGACGAAGAUAUAUUUGAUAGCUUUGUUACAAGAAGAAAGAGGAAUGAAGUAACAAAAGAUUCAUUCAUAUUGUCAUUCGAGAACUCUCUUACUAGUGGCAGUAGUGGCGAUUAUGAUAAGACUGUAAUUAGUAAUUAUAAAAAUAGCUUAGGUAGCUUAAAAGAAUAUAGUAAUAACACUCUUACGAUAAGUGAUGUUCAAAUAGACAAGAAUGGCAAAGUUGAUGAAAGCCAAAUUGAAAGUGAAUAUUUAUUACAAAAAGAAAAAUCUAUAUUAGAAACUAAUACUCAGACUGAAACACCAUUACCAAAAAUAAAACGAUCAAGUGAAGUAUUAACUUCUGUUGGAACUAGAAAGAGUUCAAAAUUCUUAAACAGGGUAUCUUAUGAUAAAGAAAUUGAUGGAACUUCAAGAAAAUCCUUAGCUGCUGGAAAAAGAACUGUAAAUACUAGAAAGAGUAAACAGCAAUAUAUAUCUAGUCCCAAUAUUCUAGCUAUUGAUGAAGAUAAUUACUUGAGUUCAAGAAAUAGUGUUGUACCUCAUACUGAUGUUGUAACAAGGAGAACUUCUAGGUUGUCUAGAAAAAGUAAUGAAAACAUAAAUUCUAGUGCUCAUAGGGUACCAGCACAAAAUUUCGAUAAUCAAACAUCUUAUAACAUAGAUGAUGAUAAAUCUGAGUUAAAACCUGGUAUAGUCCUAGAGCCAGGCAAAAGAUGGGAAAGAUCUCUCAGUAUUUUCAGACGAAUGACGACAUUGGGUGGUAAUUUAGAUCAGUCAGUUUCGGAGGAAGAAAAAAUUAGCAAUAAAGGGCGGAUGUAUCGUCAAAGUGUCAUCCAUACUAUGGAAAUUCAGGACAUAUCAGUAUCACUACACAAUGAAUCAGUUAGAAGUCGAUUUAGUGACAUCCAUUCUAAACCUAGCAGGUCUACUAUUAAAAUUGUGAGGGAAUCUAAUGCAUCCAGAAUCAGUUUGUCUUCUACUUUGACAUCUGAGGAUUUAGGAUUUUUGACAGAAGACUGUGAUGAUACGGUUGUCGAGUUAUCGAAACUCUCGAUCAUCGGCUCUGACCACGAGGUCACUGUGCUAGACAACUUUAAUGAUUCGUCGAAUCGGAUAACUACCGCGCGCGAUUACGUCCUGCGACGGUGCAAUCAAACAGACGUUAUACUGUUUGAUGAAUGCUAUCCAGAUACGGCUCUGAAGAAUUGCCGCAAGAUCGGCGAGGGUGUGUACGGCGAGGUGUUCCUGUGGCGCGCUGGCGACGGCCGGGCUCGCGUGCUGAAGAUUGUGCCAAUCGCGGGCGACACCAAGGUCAAUGGAGAGAGCCAGAAGGACUACCACGAGAUUAUAUCGGAAAUUGUAAUUGCUAUGGAAUUGAGCGCCCUACGCGCUCCCAUAAUAGAUAUUGAAAAACAUUUUGAUGAAGGGCAGACUAACGAAACAUUGGAUUUACAUUGUGUAGAGAAUGCCACGGAUGUUUUCAAUGAGGUUCUAGCAGUGCGCUGCGUAUACGGCAACUAUCCGUCCCGCCUGCUCGACCUGUGGGAGCUUUACGACGAGUGCAAGGGCUCUGACAACGACAACCCAGCGGUGCUGCCUCCGGACCAGCAGUUCAUGGUGUUGGAGUUGGCCAACGCUGGCCAGGACCUAGAGGGCUACCAGUUCCAUAACGCUGAGCAGGCCUAUGCUCUCUUCAAGCAGGUGGCUUUUGGUCUUGCGGUUGCAGAGGAGGCGUUCCAGUUCGAACAUCGCGAUCUUCACUGGGGCAACGUGCUCAUUGCGCCCACAGAGCAGAAGUACGCAACGUUCGUGCUGCGUGGUCGGGUGCACCGAGUAGCGAGACGCGGGGUGGCGGCCACCGUGAUAGACUACUCGCUGUCCCGUCUGUCGCUGCGGCUGCCGAGCGCGGAGUCGGCGGCGUUGUACAACGACCUGAGUGCCGACGACGGGCUGUUCGACGCCGUGGGCGACUACCAGUUCUCGGUGUAUCGCCUUAUGAGGGACAAGCUCGGUAACGAUUGGAAGAAUUUCGAGCCAUACACGAACAUACUCUGGCUGCAUUACAUUGUGGAUAAAAUGAUAACAGCUCUGCGCUACACCAGGACCAACACUAAGAUACACAAGCACUAUAUUGCCAAGCUGAAGGAGAUCAAGAAUCGAAUCCUGGACUACGGAAGCGCCGUCCAAUACGUACUAACUGACAACGAACUAUAGAAGAAUCGAAUUAAAACUAUGCUAGAUUAACAUAAAAAAAAAUUUAAAUGUAAUAAUAAACCUCAUGUAAUAUUUAAAAUGGACGUCAUUACUCUCAGUACUGUAUGCGAUUGUUAUAGAAUUAUUGCUGACGCAUCAAAUUUUGUGAAUUAUUAUGAUGUAAAUAGAAAUGUUUGCUUUGAUAAAUUUGUUGAAGUUUUAGCUAAAGGUAUUAUUUACAACAUUGUUGUCGCAUUGGAACAAUAUCAACAGAAAGGGGCCUUCUUAGAUAUGCCUUUGUUCAAAUUAAAUAAAUUCAUGUACUAUAUACUAA